Parathielavia appendiculata is the source of this 1512-nucleotide messenger RNA. Its product is annotated as FAD/NAD(P)-binding domain-containing protein. The coding region runs from base 1 to 1512 and encodes 503 amino acids. The record is from RefSeq and is a predicted model, not a curated record. Gene Ontology annotation, molecular function: transcription factor binding; oxidoreductase activity; chromatin binding. The transcript has 3 exons. Gene Ontology annotation, biological process: negative regulation of transcription by RNA polymerase II; positive regulation of transcription by RNA polymerase II. Lineage: Eukaryota; Fungi; Ascomycota; Sordariomycetes; Sordariales; Chaetomiaceae.
AUGGAGAAAACCCAUGUCUGCGUUGUUGGCGCCGGUAUAUCUGGGCUGCGGUGUGCCGAUAUCCUUCUUUCUCACGGAUUCAAGGUGACCAUCUUCGAAGCACGCGACAGAAUAGGUGGUCGGGGAAACUGGGAUACACGGCCGAUAUGUGAAUGCCUUGGCCGACCACAACCUUCAGGCCUUGAAUUAACAACUAACGAAGGCAGUGGCCCAAACUGGAUCCAUGCCUACCGCGACGCCGAAGCACCUCACCCCAUCCACAAACUAGCCACAGAAACGAACACACCGCUGCAUCACUGGAACAACAAGCAACUGCUCUUUGACCCGAGCGGCAACAAGCUCCCGGAUGACUUAACAGAGCGUCUGUCGACUACCCUAUGGGAGAUCAUUGAACAGGCCUUUGAGUUCAGCAAGGCCGCCCAUGACAGGGACGGAGGCCAGGAGAUUCCAAUCAACGACUCGUUGCAGGAUUUCAUCCGACGAAAAGCUCACGAGGUCAUCAGCGAUGAGAACGAGCGUGAGCUGUUAGUGCACAUGAGCGAGAUGUUUGGGGCAUACGUUGGCGAGCCCGUGUGGAAACAAAGCCUACGCUUUGCUUGGAUGGAGGAGUGCUGUGGUGGAGAGGAGAUGUUUGUCGCAUCCAACUAUUCGUCUAUCCUCGCGCUUGCCGCCAAGCCCGCCCUCGACGGCGCAACCAUCCACCUCAACACGUGCGUUGUCGGCGUCUCCUUUCAUCACGCCCCCUCGAACUCAGAGCGCCAAGCUGUAACCGUCACCACCUCCUAUGGACAAACUCUAUCCUUCGACGAGGUUGUCAUGACGACACCCCUAGGCUGGCUGAAGCGCAACCACACCGCCGUCUUCAACCCGCCGCUCCCUCCGCGCCUUAACGACGCGAUAGCCAACAUCUCGCUCUCUCAACUCGAGAAGGUCUUCAUCAACUUCCCCGCCGCUUUCUGGAAAAAACACUGCACCCACACGGAUCAAUUCCCAUGUUACACCAACUGGCUUACCCCCAGCUACGCCCCCUCCACCAACCCAUCCAAAUGGCCCCAAGAGAUCUGGGACCUGUCGUCGUUUGCGGAACCAAACAACCAUCCAACUAUUCUGUUCUACCUCUACGGAGACUGCGCGCGGCACGUCGUCGAUCUGAUCCACGGUCAGGCCGCCGACGUGAAGCAUCGCCUGCUAGACGACUUUUUCCGGCCCUACUACUCCAAGCUUCCCGGGUACGACGCCGUGGACCCCGAUUGCAGGCCCCGCGCCAUCCUCGCGACAGAGUGGUUCAAAGACGAGCUGAGCGGGAACGCGAGCUACUGUAACUUCCAGGUCGGGGUGGAGGCGGCCGACCAGGACGUGCUCGCCCUCCGGGAAGGGUGCGUCGAGAGGAGGCUAUGGUUUUGUGGUGAGCAUGCCGCGCCGUUUGAGGAGUGUGGGACUGUGGCUGGGGCGUAUCUUAGUGGGGAGAGUACUGGGAUGAGGAUUGUAGAGUUCUAUAAAGGGAGGUCUUAA